Molecule: messenger RNA, 696 nt
Organism: Melitaea cinxia (Glanville fritillary)
Lineage: Eukaryota; Metazoa; Arthropoda; Insecta; Lepidoptera; Nymphalidae
Gene: CCDC53
Product: WASH complex subunit 3
Exons: 4
Coding region: 74-568 (164 amino acids)
Biological process (GO): actin filament polymerization; exocytosis
Cellular component (GO): WASH complex
Source: RefSeq, a predicted model, not a curated record
UAAGUCUAAAUUGAUUGUGAUCAAUAUUUUUUAAAAAAAAUUGCAUGUUGUAGUAUAUAUAUAUUAUUUAAAUAUGCCUGAUACGGUAAUGAGCCAAGAAAUUGCUAAUGUAGAUUUAUCGAAGAUCGCUGCAUUACAACAAAAACGUACUUUAGCAUUCGUUAAUCAUUUUGUUAUAACAACAGUACAGUUUUUGAACAAUUUCGCUAAGAAAUGUGAACAGAAGAUGAUGCUAUUUGAAAGGAAACUGGAGAAAAUUAAUGCUACUAUGGUCUUGUUGGAAACAAGGUUAUCUUCAAUCCCUGAAGUAAACACUGAAACAGACGCUGCAAAGCCUCAAGAGCCUGUAACUGAACAACCAACAGAAAUAAAUGAAGCUAAUAGUGAACAGAUAAAUGCAGCUAAUGAGAACAUUCCAGAAAAUUCAAAUACUGCAGAAAAAAUUAAGCCAGAGUAUGAACGAUUCGUCAAAAUGGUUCAAGUCGGCGUACCCAUAGAUGCCGUCAAGUUAAAAAUAUCUUUAGAGGGGCUCGAUCCUAAUGAAUUAGAUAGAAUAUUAAAGAAAUGAUACUUUUGUAACUUUGCUUGAAGGAUUGUUAUAUCUAAUAUAUUUUUACACAAUAUUUUUUAAUAUUUAUAGUCAUUAUAGUACAACGCUUAAGCUGUUAAACAGUGAAAAUAAAGAUUUAAAGAAAA